Messenger RNA from Plectropomus leopardus (leopard coralgrouper), 3125 nucleotides. Its product is annotated as adhesion G protein-coupled receptor G5-like. Gene Ontology annotation, biological process: cell surface receptor signaling pathway; adenylate cyclase-activating G protein-coupled receptor signaling pathway. The record is from RefSeq and is a predicted model, not a curated record. Gene Ontology annotation, molecular function: G protein-coupled receptor activity. NCBI's taxonomy places the organism in Eukaryota, Metazoa, Chordata, Actinopteri, Perciformes, Serranidae. Gene Ontology annotation, cellular component: plasma membrane.
UGUAUUCACUGUACGCUGUAUGCCAGUCAGUGAGACUUCAGAGUGACAAAACAGAAAAUCACCUCCCUCAGGAUGUUACCACGGUUUGGAAAGCAAUGCUGGAUGUUUGUAGCAAUCCUGAUCUGUGGGAUAUUUGUCAGCAACAGCAUUUGUGGCUGCUCAGACGAAAAUGGCAGCUGCAGACAAAAAAAUAUACUUUUUGUCAGUGCCAAAAACAUAAGUCAAGAUCACUUUCCAACAGAAGCUGUCUAUCACAAUGUCAGUGGAACUAAAUUCUGUUUUAAUAUCAGGAUGGACAAAACACAGCAUGCAGCCUGUUGUAACGGAAGCGAUUUCAACUGCAGCCUUAAAAUAAGUGCUGACCAAAACAACUACAGCCUGAUUCUGAAUAAAGAGAUUCUUUCCAAGCAAGAUAUUGUACUGAUGAAAUCACCGAAUCAGAAGUACAGUUGUUUGCCAUCAAUUCUCCACAACAAAACUGAAGAUGACUUCUUUUUAGAAAUGCAUAAAUGCUUGGACAAAGGUGUAACAAAUAUUAAGUUGAGCCAAAAGGACCUCUGCGGAAACAAUACGUAUGAUAAAGAAGCUUGCAAAGAUUUGUCAGCAACAGACUACAAAAUAACCAUCGUUAAUGAAAACGUGCUGCAUUUUGUGUCAUGUGAGCCACCAGAAGAAACCUCAAUCCCUUCUCUUUCUCUCCCCCCACCUGUCGGCAAUAAUGGCACCGGGCUCAGCCCAGAGAAUGCAGCAAAUAUCAUGAAUAAUAUGUCUUCUCUGCUGGACGACAUCGGCAAUUCCAGCAGAGCGACCAUCUCAAUCGGCCAAAUUAAAGGGAUGAUCUUUAAACUCUCCACUGAAAAUCAAGCCGCCAUCAACUAUGAAAUUACAACAAGUGGUGAUAUGAAUAAUGCUGCACCCAGCCUCUCUCGAUCAGUGCAAAUCCCUUCAGAGGCCAGCGCCGUGGCAGUAAAAAAUAAUGGUUCAUUUGCUGCAGUUCUACUUUUUCCAGGAAUGCAUCAGGACGAGCCCGAAAGCAAUUUUCUCAACGAUGAGGUCGUGGGAAUUGAAAUGGGAACAGAAAUAUCCGGACUCUCUAAUACCAUUGACAUUCAAUACAGUGGUGUGGACAAGAAUGGAAGAAUUGCUUCUUGCAGGUCGUGGAAUGGAAAAGGGAAGAAGGCGAAGUGGGUCACACAUGGCUGUAGGACAAACGAGACCAGUGACAGCAUCACGUGCCAGUGCAAUCAUCUGACAUUUUUUGCAAUACUGAUGUCACCCCAAUCUGGAAACAUAAGCGCUUCAGAUUUCAAGUCUCUGACCUAUAUCACAUCGAUCGGCUGUGGCUUGUCAAUGUUUUUCUUGGCAAUCGCUCUCUUCAUGUUUUGUCUUAUGAGAAGAGGGAAGGCAAGCCAAUCGACUAAGCUCCUGAUGAACCUCUUUGUUGCCAUGUUCACUCUGAACUUGUCCUUCCUGGUAAAUGAGAGCAUCGCCAAACUGGGGAACUUCAGCGCAUGCGUGGCGGUGGCAAUGGCUAUGCACUACACCAUGCUGGCCACUUUUAACUGGUUCUUCAUCGAGGCUCUACAUGUGUACUUUAAUCUGUGGAAGCUUCCGACUAAAGUCACACAUUACAUGAUGAAGAUGUGCGUCACAGGAUGGGUCACUCCAGCUGUUGUGGUAAUCGCUCUCCUUGCCUCAAAACAAUAUGAUUACAUAAAAAUUCAAACCGAUGAUGGGAAUUCAGCGACAAUGUGCUGGAUCCCUGAUGCUGUGGUCCACCAGGGGGUGAACAUUGGUUAUUAUGCUGUAGUCUUCAUCUUCACCUUUGUGGUAUUCAUCAUAACUGUGCGGCAGAUUGUUCUCAUUAAGCCCGUGGCAAGGAAAGCUCAGAACCACAGCUCCAUCAAGACAAACUCCUUCUCCAUUAUAGGCCUGUUCCUCCUGCUCGGCAUCACCUGGGCUUUUGCCUUCUUCAGCUAUGGACCUCUGCGCAUACCCUCCUACUACAUCUUUACCAUCCUCAACUCAUUUCAAGGUUUCUUCCUGUUCAUCUACUAUUACAACUCCAGCAAGAUUGUUGCACAGGAAAGAAACUCCAUAGUCAGCAGCAGCAGCACUGCUACAUCAAACACAGAUGUCACACCUCCACAUUGAUAAAGUUUCUUUGCCUUUAAGUGGGGACAGAAAAGGGUUCUGAGAUUAUUUUAGACACAAGAGGGCAGCAUUUUAUAUCAUAUAGUCAAGCAGAGCCUCUGUUGAAUGAGGUGCUCUUAAAUUGCUUUAAAAAAAAUUAUUUUUCUCAUUCUUACUGAUUACCCGGCUAAUCUGGAUUACCUUCAUAAAGAAAGUAUGUCAUGAAUCAAGCGGUGACGGAGGAGAUGGAGUAAUCUCCUGGAAAUCAUUUGCGCUAAUGACUCAGCAGAAGCCCUGCUUUAGUCACAGCUAAGCAUGCAGUAAAGGUUAUGAGUCACUUAGACUAUAUCACAGAGCUCUUAAAUCAAGGCUUCAGUCAUACACUGGAAUGCAGAGUGCAAAUGUUUAGGAAAAAAUAAUGUGAGCCUUUUAUGACUGAUGUGGUUGUCAUAUGGACAGAGGAUGGCCAAACACAGAAAAAAACAAGGUGGAAGGAAGUCCUACCUCUCACACUCUUUACAGUGUUGGGGGCCGAGCUAGCCAGCUAGUGCUUUGCGUGCCUGCAGAUAAUUACCUUGUGCCUACAGAGAGCAGUAUCCACUGUGCGGGGAGUCUUAACUGGCUAACAAGAAAUGAGCUCAUGGCUACCUAUAGUGAUAAGAGGCCUGAGGGCACACUACUAUGUUGAAACUCUUCUCUGAAAUAUGGCUGUAGUUAACUAGCAUUUAUACCAUUUAAUAAGAUAAGUGUAUCUUGGCAAUCUGCAUCACGUUAAUGACCAGGGGUCAUUGGGAAUUGUGUACUAUUUGUGUUGUUAUCCAUUUAUUCAAUUUUUCAGUAUACUUAAUAUUAUUAAGAUCUGAUGUUCUUUUUUUUUUUACAUUAACACACAUUCAUAACAGAUUUCAUAUUAAAGGUAGAGUUCAUCUCAAAAACAAAAAUAUAUAUUUUUCCUCUUAGCAGUGGUGCUAUUUAUCAAUCUGGAUUGCUUC